Bactrocera oleae (olive fruit fly) is the source of this 2576-nucleotide messenger RNA. RefSeq names its product Protein singed wings 2 (gene swi2). Gene Ontology annotation, cellular component: extracellular matrix. Lineage: Eukaryota; Metazoa; Arthropoda; Insecta; Diptera; Tephritidae. The record is from RefSeq and is a predicted model, not a curated record.
UUCCAAAAUAACAGUCAUAAGGUCUUUGGCUGUUGAAUAACAAGCCGAAGUUAUCAUUUUUUUAGACAUAAUCGUAUGCUCUGAAUGCACAAACUCGUAAAAGCGCUGUCAUUUAUCGAUGCACUUCCCUACAAAUUAGUACACGGUGCCGUGCUGUAAUAUCUAGCAGAUAAUCACAAAAAUCAUACGCGUCGGCGUCAAUGUCAUUAUCAUUACGGUUACGUGAGCAGCGCGGCAGCCUACACGCUCCGCUGCGAUAAAGUGUUCGGAAAUAACACCAUGACGCUUAGCUUACCGCAUCAGUAAAAUUUUGACCGCGCGUACGUAGCGUACACGGUAACAAGCUGCCGGCCUGCGCUAGCCGCUUGUUUUGGCACACUUUACGCAUUCAUAUUUCAGCGUUCAUAAGGCGCGUGUCGGUUUUGUAAUUCAGUACUCAUUGGGAAAUUAUCAAAAUUUUUGACGGUAAAUCUCUUUGCUUCGACGCGUCGCUCGCGUUUAUUAAUUUCGUUUGCUUAUAGUUGAGUGCAAUUUGUGAUUAAUUUAUUACCGUUUGCUAUGAUUUCCGCCGCCUGAGAAUUUCGUCAAUAAAAUAGUGGUCCAAUUGCCAGAUAUUUCUUGUUAGCGGAACGCGCAAUACCGUCAGUGUAAGAACUUGAGUAUUUCAAAAUAAGAAAUGCCUCCAAAGGCGCCCUCAGCCGAGUCUAGGCUCUCAUCAUUGUUUGUGAUUUGCUUUCAAAUCCGGCCGCUGCUGCCGCUCAUGUUUUUUGCGCUUUUCGGUGUUUCUUUACGGUGGGGGCCAACUUUGUUUUGUUUUAUUUGAAUUGUUUUUUAAUGUGUGUAUUCCAAACCAAAAUUUUGUGUGUAGCAGCGACAACGGAAAAAUAUCUAAAAAACAACGUUACAAAUGCAGAAUAUAUCUCACAUUAUCAUCAGCACAACUUUACCUGUGUGGACUGGAUGCGCGCUCCCGAGGCGGCAGCGGGUAAUUGCACACGCUAUGGCCGCUAUGGUGCGCUGCGCUGUUAUGGUGGCAUAAGUAAUUUACCCACAAUACCCGAACAAAAGGUGCACCGAUUAGAGGAUAUCAUUUUCUGUGGCUGGCCGGAUCACGACUUCAAUCCCAUCACCGAUUUGCAGGCAUUUCCCAAAAUACGUUCGCUCACUAUCGAAUACAGCGAGAUGCAAGAGUUCGUUUUCGAUUUUCCCGAAAUGUUUUAUCUACAAAGCAUCAAUAUAUCAUGGACGAAUCUAUCUCAAGUAAAUGCUCGCACCUUCAAGCGUGUACAUGCCCUGCGUGUCGUAGAUCUACGUUGGAAUAAGUUGGUGCAAUUAGAUGGGCCACUCUUGUUGCCCCGCUAUUUCGAGAAACUCUACUUAGCUGGCAAUCCAUGGAAUUGUACGCGCAAUUUUAAAUGGCUCUUGAUACAAGAAAAGGGCGCCAUGGUUGUUGAUCGUGAUGAGAUCAUUUGCAUGGAUAAGAAGUAUAGAGAUCGUCAUAUGUUGACUGUGAUGAAUUUUAAAGUGAUGCUGCGCAAGGAAUGUCAAACGCACGAAGAUUUACAGAAUUGCACCUGCACAAUGCAUCACAUCAUUCCGAAGACGCGCAUACCACUCUAUACAAUCAAUUGCAGUAAUUUGCAAUUUCGAACAAUGCCCAGUUAUAUACCAGCAAAUACAACAACAGUGUAUCUCAAUGAUAAUGAGAUCACGGACAUAUUGCCUUUACGCAACAAUCCAUAUUAUCGCCAUGUAGUGGACAUACAUUUGGACAAUAACCGCAUUGAGACGAUUGAUGUGUUAGAAGGUGGCUAUUGGUUUGAGCACUUUCGCUUGCUCAGUUUGCGCGGUAAUCGAAUGCAAAAGUUACCCGUCUAUGCACUCGAUAACGCGUUGGACGACAAUCUCGACGCGAACCUCUUACUUCUCAGCGGCAAUCCUUGGCAAUGCACUUGCAUAUUUACAAUGCGUUUUCGCGAGAUACUCCUGAAGUACAAUGAAAUAACGCGAGAUGCCAUAAAUAUCACGUGCACCUAUAAAAACAGCAAUCCGGUGCGUCGCGCCAUUGUGCUCUCGCUCACACGUGAAGAUGUCUGCAAACCGGAAGAGGAAUCGAAAAUAUAUCCGCUCGAUAUGCUUAAUGCUGUGUUGGCCUUUCUUAUAGUCUUAAUCCUAAGUAAAUUAGCUUAUGACUACUAUUACUAUAAGAAUUUUGGGCGGGUGCCAUGGAUUGUAAUGAAGUUGCCAUAAAUGUGUUGUUCGAGGGAACGUACAAUUCCUCUGAUAUGUUAAAAAAUCUCCAAUUUGUGAUUAAUUUAGGUUUUUAAGUACAAAUUAUAUAUAUGUACUUAUUGAAAUGUGAACUUGAAACCCGUAUGUGAUUAUUUUAAAUAUAUUCUAUGUGAUGUACUUAAUAACAUAUUAGAAUGCCUUAGAGUAGCAAUACAAGUUUAAAAUAUAAAUUAAAACUGUUUUAAGUGAGAAUCAUCCUUAUUAUGAAAGGAACUAAGUGCUUAGCAAUUGAAAAAUAAUUUUUAAAUUAAAAACAAAUCAAUAAAGUUCAAAUAACGUAUUAA